Messenger RNA from Pestalotiopsis fici W106-1, 996 nucleotides. RefSeq lists its product as uncharacterized. Gene Ontology annotation, biological process: transmembrane transport. The transcript is spliced from 2 exons. The record is from RefSeq and is a predicted model, not a curated record. Lineage: Eukaryota; Fungi; Ascomycota; Sordariomycetes; Amphisphaeriales; Sporocadaceae. Gene Ontology annotation, molecular function: transmembrane transporter activity. Bases 1 to 996 code for a protein of 331 amino acids.
AUGGCCGCCGACCUGAAGCAGAAGCCGGCAGAGGCCAGCCAGAGCAAGAACUACAAGGGUUUCGUUGCUGGCGUCUUUUCUGGUAUCGCCAAACUGUCUGUCGGCCAUCCCUUUGACACGAUCAAGGUUCGCCUACAAACGACCGACGCCUCGCGCUUUGCGGGACCGCUCCAGUGCGUCGCGCAGACGAUACGCCAUGAGGGCGUGCGCGGACUCUACAAGGGCGCCAGCCCCCCGCUCGUCGGCUGGAUGUUCAUGGACAGCGUCAUGCUGGGCUCGCUGACCGUGUACCGGCGCCUCGUGGCCGAGAACUUCUUCGCGGACCGCGUGCCCACCCUGCCUCACGCGGACAAGACGGCGGCCGACGGCGGGCAGCCCAUUGCCGGCACGUCGGACGCCGUGGCGCACAUGCCGGCGCACGGCCACGGCAUCGCGGGCAUCAUGGCGGGCGCGACCGUGUCGUUUGUCGCGGCCCCCGUCGAGCACGUCAAGGCGCGUCUGCAGAUCCAGUACAAUGCGCGGGGGUCGGGGGAGCCGCGCCUGUACUCGGGGCCCAUCGACUGUCUCCGCCGCAUCUACGGCGCCCACGGCGUCCGCGGCGUGUACAAGGGCCUGUUUGCCACGCUCAUGUUUCGGUCCUUCUUCUUCUUUUGGUGGGGUUCCUACGACUUGUUUUCGCGGGCGCUGCGCGACCGCACGUCGCUGAGCGCGCCCGCCGUCAACUUCUGGGCCGGCGGCCUGAGCGCCCAGGUCUUUUGGAUCACGAGCUACCCGAGCGACGUGGUCAAGCAGCGCAUCAUGACGGACCCCCUGGGCGGCCGCCUGGGCGACGGCACGCCUCGCUUCCGGUCCUGGGCCGACGCCGCGCGCGCCGUCUACCGCGAGAGCGGCUGGAGGGGAUACUGGCGCGGGUUCCUGCCGUGUUUCCUGCGCGCGUUCCCCGCCAAUGCGGCGGCUUUGGUGGCGUUUGAGGGUGUCAUGAGACACUUGCCUUGA